AUGGCAUCAGCAAACAACACAAACAAUCAAAGAGAUUCUCAACCAUCUCCUCCUCAUCUAAACUCUUUGGAUCCCUCGACUUAUACAUUGCCACAGCCUGCAACACCACAUCCACACCAUUCAUUUGACCUAACCUCUUCUGAUUUGCCACACUGCUUUGAAGCAAAAUCGCCACUAUUCUCAUCGUCGGGGUCAACUCCUCCGUCCUUCCAUAUUCUACUUUCCUUUCAUCAGUUUUUUUUUGCCUCUCUAGUUCGUCUCUGUGGGCCGCUGCAAUCAGGGUUUCAAUCGUGUCUCCCCAGUAAUCACUUUUAUCUCAGUUUCGAUAGUAAUCAGGACAUCAGAUUCAGGGUCCUUAAUCUUGAAAGGGUUACAAUUUUAGGCCAAGUUUCUGCCAAAGGAGAAGAGUUGGAGGAUAUGAUGCCUGGUAGUUUAAUUUCUGCAUCGGCAUUAUCCAUAAAUGAUUAUGGUGUGCCCUCAAAUGACAGGCGACACGAAGAAGACUCAAGCAGGGAAAGAUGUAUUGAUUCUGAGAUUUGGAUCCCCCCUGAACCAGAAUACCGAAAGGAUGAUAUUGAGGGUAGUGUUGCUGAUGAUGCUGGUGGCAUGAAAUGGGGAAAGCCAUGUAUUUCAAGCAGCCUUGGAGAAGAAUGGAGUUGGAGCUUCAGGUUUAAAGAUGAAAUGAUAGGGAAACUGACUAAGUCUAUGAAAGCCGAUUUUAAGGAACUUGUAGAGCAUCCUCUUAUGUCUAUGGGAAUUUCUUUUUCCGGAAAUGAUGGUGAUACAUGGGUGGAUACAGUUACAAAUUUAUCAUGGGAAGCUGUCUCAUAUCUGAAACCAGAUGCUUUUUUGGGAAAAGCAGUGGAUCCCAAUUUAUAUAUCAAAGUCAAAUGUAUUGCAACAGGUUCUCCAAAGCAAAGUAAAGUUUUCCGGGGCUUAGUCUUCAAAAAGCAUGCAGCUCACGAACAAAUGCCAACAAAAUAUAGAAAUCCAAAGUUGCUAUUGAUUAGAGGUGUUUCUUCCGAUGAAUUAUCAUCGAUGGAAGAACAGGAGAGAGGUAUGGAGAUGAUAGAGAAGCUCAAUCCGAACGUGGUCCUUGUUGAGGAAACCAUUUCUCAUGAUAUUCAAGAAUAUAUUCUUGGAAAAGGGAUGACACUAGUCUUGGGAAUGAAACAACACCGUCUGGAGAUGAUUGCUCGUUGUACCACCUCACCAAUAUUAUCCUUUAAUAAUCCGCUGAAUGUCCAAAAGUUGGGGAAGUGCGAAUCAUUUUAUUUUGAAAAGAUUACAGAAAAACAUGCUACUCUCGGUGAUAAUGGAGAAAGGCCUGUGAAGACAAUAAUGUUUGUUAGGGGUUGUCCUACGCACACAGGAUUGACAAUUUUACUCAAGGGACGUCAAGGUGAUGAACUUAAAAGGAUUAAACGUGUUGUUCAAUUUGCGGUUUACAUGACAUAUCAUUUGAUCCGUAAGAGCCUAUACAUUGAAAAGGCAGCUGCAACUGGCCCCACUGGAGAGACAAUAUUUUUAAACUGCAAUAAAGACCUUAUGGAACAUAAGUAUGAAAUUGUUGCAGUGUUAGGUCUAGCAAGGUAUUCUGUCUUGAUAUCAAGAAGCAAUUUGAAAAGAGAGACUGCCUGUUUAUCCGAUAUCAACCUCUACCGAAAUUUUGAUAUGCCCAUUGGGAAGUCUAUGAUGGAUGACUUAUUCAGUCAGAAUCUUUUGUGUGGAACAUGUAAUGAACUACCAGAAGCUCAUAUUUCCUACUAUGCUCAUGACAACAAGAAAAUCACAGUUCAAGUCCAACGUCUUCCCUCCGAUAAGCACUUGCCUGGUGAAAAGGAAGGAAAACUUUGGAUGUGGAGUUCUUGUCAAAAAUGUAAGGGUAAUUUAAACUCUACUAAAAGAGUAUUGGUUCCUGUUGCUGUUCGAGGUGUAUCCUUUGGAAAGAUCAUAGACCAUGCUUUGUCAAAUCGCUAUCUAUGGUGUAUACCAUUUAGCUGUGGACAUUUCUAUUAUGGUGACUAUUUUCACUUCUACGGAUUAGGCUCCAUGAUUGUAAGGUUUGAAUACUCAACAGUGCCUACUUACUUUGUGUCUCUCCCACCUAGGAAAGUUGAAUUUAGCCAUUCAAUUGAAGGAGAUUUUCUGCAAAAAGAAGUUGAGGAUGUGGUCCGAGAAGGGCAUUCAAUGUUUUCCGAGGUUGAGAACUCUCUGAAGGAGAUGGAAAACAAGUUGGUUGGGUCGACGUUGAACCUUGAAGGAUCAUGUAAUGUCAAAGAGAUGUUAAAGCAAGAGCAAGAUCAAUUUCAAGUUGACAUGACAACAAGCAUGAGUGUGAAUAAAUGGUUAUACAAGCCUCUCUACUUGAAUCAUAUACACUGGAAGCUUUCACUACAUGCGUACAUCUGGGAUGAGCGUGUUCGUUGGCUUCAAAAUGUGGUGGAAACUCAAACCAGUGUGAAAAAACAAUCAUGUUUUAAGGAGAAAAAAGUUACCGAGUGUGGUAGUGAUGGCGUGCUUUCAUUAAAAGCAGCAGAUCCUCAGGCAUGGAUGUGGAGGUCUUUCUUAGAAAUACAAGGUAUUUAUUUGAAGGAUCUUCAGAGAGGAUACUUGCCAAGGUAUGAAACUUCCAGUUAUAAGAAAGGAUCCAUCAUAUACAAAAGGAUUACUGAAGAGGGGUCAAGACUUCAUUUUCCAUUUGGUACUGACAAUAACUAUAUAGUAUCCGAUUAUGAGGAUGAGUUGUCUAGUAUCAUUGCUUGUGCGUUAGCUUUUCUAAAAGAUCGGAGCAACUCAUCAGAUGUCCCCAAUGAGGAUGCGACAACGUAUCAAAGUUUACACAAGAUGUCCUCUUUGAGUUCCCGAAAUUGGUGCUGCUUCAGCUUCAUGGAUUCUGUUGGUCCUCCAGAAAAUUCUAUUUUUGAUGGUUUAGAAUGGCCGGAUUCUUCAAGUUAUCUUCACCCAGUGAUCUCUAUGGGAAGAUUAGCUGACAAACCUAAAUAUUCAGUAGCUUGUCUAUUUCACAAAGAUUUUGCUCAACUUCGUAGUGAUUGUGGUUUAUCAGAGCUCGAUUACGUUUCUUCACUAAGCCGUUGUAAGCCCUGGGAUGCCAAAGGAGGAAAGAGCAAAUCUUUCUUUGCUAAAACACUGGAUGAUCGCUUCGUUAUCAAGGAAAUUAACAAGACUGAGUUUUGCUCAUUGCAAGAAAUUGCUUUGGCCUAUCUUGCGCACCUGAAAAAAGGACAUCUAUCAUGCUUUGCAAAAUUUCUUGGGUUUUAUCAGGUAACAAAAUUUACAAGUCGCGAAAAAUAUGAUGUAAUGGUGAUGGAGAACAUUACUUAUAGACGAAACAUUACUAGACAGUAUGAUAUCAAAGGAGCUCUCUAUGGUCGUUUCAAUCCUGCUAGGGAUGGUGUGGGAGUUGUUCUAUUAGACCAAAAUUUAGUCGAUGACAUGCAACAUUCUCCUUUGUACGUUGAUAGCAGAUCAUUGUGGGAAUUGCACCUUGCCAUACAGAACGAUACUUCCUUCCUCCACUUCAUCAAUGUGAUGGAUUAUUCCUUGUUGGUUGGAGUGGACGCUGAAAAUAAGGAGAUUGUAUGCGGCAUAAUCGAUUAUGUCAGACAAUAUACGGCUGACAAGAAACUGGAGAACUGGUUCAAGUCCCACUUGAAUGUACAUAAAAACCAUUUGCCGACUAUAGCCCCACCAGAAGACUACAAGAAAAGAUUCACAAACUUCAUCAAACACUCUUUUAAUGAUCCAGUCUCCGGAAGACUACUUGAGUACAAGAAAGUUCAUCAAACACUUUGUAACAGUGGUAACUGUUCGAUUACUAAAUUGAAGAUGAAAGGUACUGCUAGUUGUGGUGAACCAUCAAAUAUUGGUGAAGAAAAGAUGAGAGAGAAGACUUUAGAUUCUUUAAAUGAACAAGCCAUGCAAGUUGUGAAUCCAAUGCCGGUUACAAGGAUGUCAAUGACAACUAUACCCGAUGGUGAAGAGCAAUCAGAUAUUGGUGAAAGAAAAGAGGGAGAAAACUCAAGGGGCAAAUUUGCAAUCAACAUGCAUAAACAUGGUGGUGGAUGUCGAAAAUUUGAUUAACAAGCGGCUGUUUAGUUCUAAAUGUGAAAAAAAUGUAAUUCAUUUAAUGUUCUUAAUGUAUUGUUAUACAUUUUGUGAAAAAAUGUAAUUCAUUUAAUGUUCUUAAUGUAUUGUUAUACAUUUUGUGAAUAAUGUCGAUUUGUUU
Messenger RNA from Lactuca saligna, 4249 nucleotides. The record is from the annotation of a GenBank genome assembly. Lineage: Eukaryota; Viridiplantae; Streptophyta; Magnoliopsida; Asterales; Asteraceae.